Molecule: messenger RNA, 1149 nt
Organism: Kwoniella botswanensis
Lineage: Eukaryota; Fungi; Basidiomycota; Tremellomycetes; Tremellales; Cryptococcaceae
Exons: 6
Coding region: 1-1149 (382 amino acids)
Biological process (GO): DNA-templated transcription
Cellular component (GO): RNA polymerase II, core complex
Molecular function (GO): DNA binding; protein dimerization activity
Source: RefSeq, a predicted model, not a curated record
AUGAACGGCUACUCAACGUAUAACGGCCCCUCAACUUUCGCAGGCGUACCGGGAGGUAUAGAUGUCCCUUUAGGACAGACAAAUCAACCCAGGUUGUUAGUCAGGAAUCUCAAUAAUCAAGAAACGACCUUUCAUCUGAGCGGGGUCGAAUUGGCUUAUGCGAAUAGUCUGAGGAGGGUGAUGAUGGCUGAUGUACCUACUAUUGCAAUCGACCAAGUGCUAUUUUUACAAAAUACAACGCCAAUCCCCGACGAGAUGUUAGCGCACAGAUUGGGUCUGGUACCGCUGAUAAGUAGAGGUGUAGCCAAGGGAUUGAGGUAUACGAGGGAUUGCGAAUGUGAUGAAGGUUGCUAUUACUGUAUGGUCACGCUAAAACUCAAGGUAGCAUUCAGAGGCGCAGAUGGAGAGAAAUUCAUGAGAGUGACGAGUGAUAUGUUGGAGGUUGUGCCAAGUGCAGGAGGGCCACCAGCACCGAACCCAUACGGCCCACCACCAGAACUAUCAGAAGAUGACCGACAGAUAAUUAACAAUCGAGAUGUAGAAUUAGGAUCACCAGUCGGGAAGGGUCAGCCGGGGGUACCCCCCAUAUUAUUGGCUAAGAUGGGUCAAGGGCAGGAGAUUGAUCUAGUUUGCAAGGCUUACAAGGGAAUCGCCAAGUACCAUGCCAAAUGGUCACCACUAUCAACGGUUGCGUUCGAAUAUGAUCCUCACAACAAAUUGAGGCAUACAACCCAUUGGUUCGAGACUGAUGAGCGCGCCGAAUGGCCUUUAUCAUCCAACGCAGUAUUCGAACCCCCUCCCGACCCAUCCGCACCAUUCGAUUACAACGCCGUCCCAUCCACUUUCUACUUCACCGCCGAAUCUGUCAAUUCGAUACCGGUCCGAUCAGUAGUGGAACAAGGGUUGGAUCUGUUGAUUGAAAAUCUAGCAAGUGUGGUUUUAGCAGUGCAGAAAGAAACGGGUGUAGACGAGGAUGAAGAGGAUAAUGAGAAUCAGGAAGGAGGAGUGAUGGAACCUGAUUUCGGUGGGGAACCGAAUGGCCAGCUGGACGGUUAUGGGGCGAAUGCUGGAGGGUAUGGUGGUGGUGGUUAUGGAGGUGGUGGACAAUGGGGCGGACAAGGGAGUGGCAUGAGUCCUCUUCGACGAUAG